AUGAUGAUCGAGUCGCUGAUUUCAAUGGUUCGGUAUCUGUCGCCAAAGCAGGACGACGAUGCUACCGAUCGCCUACACUAUCUUUAUACUGCCAACAUUCUAUUAGCUUUUGCUGUACUGAUCAGUUUUAAACAGUUUGGCGGUCGACCACUGGAAUGCAUGUUUCCAAACAAAUUUCCAGGAUCCUGGGAGCAAUAUGCGGAAAACUAUUGCUGGUCUCGCGAUACAUAUUAUGUGCAGCCGGAUAUCCACGUUGCGACCUUGAGGGAGGAAGAACGCUAUAGUCCAGAACGACAACUCUCUUAUUACAAAUGGGUACCUUUCUUCUUACUGCUACAAGCUGCCUGUUUUCGAAUGCCGAGCAUCCUCUGGAAUUAUUUGUCAUUCAGUUCCGGUAAGUGA
This is a messenger RNA of Gongylonema pulchrum, 402 nucleotides long. NCBI's taxonomy places the organism in Eukaryota, Metazoa, Nematoda, Chromadorea, Rhabditida, Gongylonematidae. The record is from the annotation of a GenBank genome assembly.